Molecule: messenger RNA, 1530 nt
Organism: Arxiozyma heterogenica
Lineage: Eukaryota; Fungi; Ascomycota; Saccharomycetes; Saccharomycetales; Saccharomycetaceae
Gene: TFA1
Product: transcription factor TFIIE subunit TFA1
Exons: 1
Coding region: 1-1530 (509 amino acids)
Biological process (GO): transcription open complex formation at RNA polymerase II promoter; transcription initiation at RNA polymerase II promoter
Cellular component (GO): transcription factor TFIIE complex
Source: RefSeq, a predicted model, not a curated record
AUGGAUAGACCAAUUGAUGAAAUCGUUAGAAAUCUAUUAAAAUUCGUUGUAAGAGGGUUUUAUGGAGGCUCUUAUGUAUUAGUAUUGGAUGCUAUCAUUUUCCAUUCUGUUUUAGCAGAGGAAGAUUUGAAACAACUAUUAUCUAUAAAUAAAACCGAAUUAGGUCCACUUAUUGCAAGAUUAAGAGGUGAUCGAUUGAUUACCACUCACAAACAAAGAGAAUAUCCUCCAAAUUCUAAAUCUGUAGAAAGAGUCUACUACUAUAUCAAAUAUCCACAAGCCAUUGAUGGUAUUAAAUGGAAAGUUCAUCAAGUAGUACAAAGAUUAAAGGAUGAUCUAGAUAAAAAUUCUGUGCCUAAUGGUUAUAUGUGUCCUAUAUGUGAAACUAAAUAUACCCAAUUAGAAGCAGUACAAUUAUUGAAUUUUGAUAGAACUGAAUUUUUAUGUUCGUUAUGUGAAGAACCAUUAAUUGAAGAUGAUUCAGGAAAGAAAAAUAAGGAGAAACAAGACAAACUAAAUCGUUUAAUGGAUCAAAUCCAACCUGUUAUUGAUUAUUUGAAAAAAAUUGAUGAUUCCAGGAUCGAAGAGAAUUCAUUUGAAUAUGCAUUGGCUAGGUUAAUUCCUCCACAGAACCAAUCACAUGCUGCAUACACUUUCAAUCCAAAGAAAGGAUCUACUAUGUUUAGACCCGGUGAAACUAAUAAUGCACCACUAGGUAACGAGAAUUCUAGACGUGCCGGUAUAAAUUCACAAGCUACUUUACAUGUUAAUAUUACCACAGCCAGUGAUGAAAUGGCCCAAAGACAAUUAAAGGAAAGACAAGCUGAGGAGAAAAGAAAACAAAAUGCAGUACCUGAAUGGCAUAAACAGAGUACAAUUGGUAAAACUGCACUAGGCAGAUUAGAUGAAGACGAAGAAUUUAAUCCAGAAACCACACAACAAGCUGCAAUGUCGUUAGGACAAGCAUCUUACAGUAGUUACAAUAGCUACAACAAUUAUGGAAGAGGCAAUGGUUUUUAUGGAGGGAAUAACAAAUAUUAUAAUAACCGUAAAUUAACUGAAUCAGAAUUAGAAGAAAGAGAAAAUGAGAGAACAUUAGCAGAUUAUUACGCCAAGUUAGCUAAACAACAAGCAGAAAAACAGAAAAGACAGGCAGAGAAAAGUGAGGACGAAAAUGACGAAUUAGAAUUAUUGGACGAAGAUAAUAUGGUAGACGAAUUUGAAGAUGUAGAAUCUACUAAUAAAGAGGCUAAACUUUCAGAAGAUAUAAUCCCAGCAUCACUUAGAAACAAUAUUGUUGAAGAAGUGGAUGAAGAUGAAUUUGAUGAUCAAUUUGAUGACGAAUUUGAGGAUGUGGAUCAUAUAGAGGCACUUGAAGAAUCAAUGCAAGAACAAAAGCCUACAAAACAGGACAAUUCGACAUCUCUUCAGGCAGAAACUAGUGAAGGUACAGAUGAUAAGAAGAAUUCCAAGAACGAUGCUAAUAAUGGUGAGGAAGAAGAAAUAGAAGUUCCAUUUGAAGAUGUGUAA